AUGGAUGGAUUACAAGUCGCCAAUGCCUCGCAAGAGAAGCAAGCUGUGAUCGUACGCCAGGGCCAGGCAGACAAAUAUACAAACUCGCAGGCAUACACAUACCCUGGGGCUGUUAGCGAUCAGCUGGGAGGAUCAGACUACCAAGCCUCCCCUCCGACGCCUUACAAUCCGCCACUGGCCCGCGCCCCAUCACGCUUACCAUGCGGACUUUCAGUCUUAGCAUAUACGAUUCUCGUCGCUGCCGUGACUCUGGCGAUAUGUGCCGCCGGGUUUGGAGGUGGGAUUGGCGCGAUCGCCGCAAGCAAAGACAAAACCUGCUCAACAAACAACAAUGACUCUCCGAUCGGAGCGCAAUCGCAAGCAACAACAACGAUAACUAGAACGACGGGGAUUACGGCUACCGCCACCAGCUCCACAGCCACAUCUUCGCCCAUAAAUGGCCUCGUCAAUGACUAUACCCCUCUUCCCCCAUCUACCGUCAACACCACUUCUCUCAACUGCACAACGGGAACGUCAGUUUACUCCGCCUCCGGCUCCCAGUUCCAACUGACCUGCGACAAAAACUACCCCGGUAACGACAUCGUCUCCAUCAUCACCUACACAUUAGAUGUGUGCGUCGAAGCCUGUGCGAAUAUGAACGUUCUACAAGCCCAGACGGUAUGUCACGGGGUCAUGUACAACGCCAACUUAGCAAUGAUGGUGCAGAACGGAAAUGGCAAUUGUUGGUUGAAGACCGCGAUGCAGAAUCCCGUUGAUGAUGAUUUCCCGCCUAGUGUGGGCGCAGCUCUGAUUUCAAGUCCAUGA
This is a messenger RNA of Cladophialophora psammophila CBS 110553, 804 nucleotides long. RefSeq lists its product as uncharacterized. Lineage: Eukaryota; Fungi; Ascomycota; Eurotiomycetes; Chaetothyriales; Herpotrichiellaceae. The record is from RefSeq and is a predicted model, not a curated record. The transcript is spliced from 2 exons. Bases 1 to 804 code for a protein of 267 amino acids.